AGCUGGGCUCGUCCUCCGUGUCUGUCUGUCUGUGUGCGCGCACGGACGCGGUAGGACAUGGACAUGUUGAUUAGUUGCUUGUAGCGUCUUUCCUGGGAGACUCCAUGCUUCGGACCGGGAAUGGAUCCGGAAAGCGGAGCGGCGUCUGCGGGCACUUUGAUGUCCCUGAGCGAGCACGAGCAGAGACAGUUCUCGGGACUGCGCAGUCUGUGCGUGUGCGGCACUACAGGACAGCUGUCCUCCAGCAAAGUGGCAGAGCUGUUCAAGGCGUCUCAGCUGCCCCCAGAAGCCCUGCAUAAAGUGACAGAGGUGUGUGGUGCAAAGCGUCUGGGUUACUUCGGUACAACUCAGUUCUACAUGGCCUUGAAGCUGUUGGCCGCUGCCCAGUCUGGUCUGCCCAUCCGUCUGGAGAGUGUAUCAGCCAAUCUACCUCCACCCAGAUUUGUUGGGUUGAUAAAUGAAGCAGAGGUGCGAUAUACAACUGUCCCCCCAGGCUUAGACAGUCAGGGAGCACCCGCUCCUACUGCCUGGACUCCAGCGGAUAGGAGCACCUUCAGACACCUAGAGGGCAAUGCAGAUGAAAAGGAGCUCUGGUCCCCUCCGCGAUCACCACGCAGUUCACCGCCUCACUCUCCACUGGCCUACUGCAGCUACCCAUACGCCAAACAACGAAACGGAGCAGACACACAAACAGCCUAUGAACAUUCGUCACGGCCCACGGUUCAGCUGGAGCAGCACUCCUCGCCGAGUAAAUAUGCCGCCAAACCCCCUGUGGAGCACCCUGCUGUUCCACAGGCUUGCUCAGUGGAGAGACUUGAUCAGCAGCCAUUGGACUAUUCUGAUGAUGACCCCUGGAGGAUUACAGAGGAACAGCUGGAGUAUUACACAAACCAGUUCAAAAACCUGCAGCCUGACCUGGGAGCGUUCAUCCUGGGAGCUGUUGCAAAGGACUUCUUCACUAAAUCUAAGCUCCCAAUCCCAGAACUUUCCCACAUCUGGGAGUUGAGUGACGUGGACAGAGAUGGGGCUCUCACUUUCUCUGAGUUCUGCACAGCCUUUCACUUGAUUGUGGCUCGUAAGAAUGGCUACCCUCUCCCAGACAGCCUUCCUCCAACACUGCGGCUGCGGUUUUGGCAGCACGAAGAUGUUAUACCCGAUACACCGGAGAGUGUUGAGGCUCUUAUCGUCUUCGAGGAUGCUGGACCAACACCCAGUCAGCUGGAUCUGAGAAUUGCAGAGAAACUCCAGCCGAGUUUAGUCACAACUAAACACGAUCUGAAGGACGAAUCGUGUCAACAAGAUAAAAACACAAAGAGGGCCACAACAUUCCGGGAGAGUUACACGCUACACAUGGAUUCUUUUCCUGAAAGACCAGAGCCGCCUCAAGACCUGGACCCCCAGCUGAGGGCAAAAAGCAGACCCAGGUCAUACUCUAGCACUUCUAUUGAAGAUGCGAUGAAGAAGGCAGAAGAGCCGCCGACUCCUCCACCUCGACCCCAGAAGACCCACUCCAGAGCCUCGUCACUGGACCUCAACAAGCUCUUCCAGCAGGGCGCUCCAGGCAUGAAGAGUGGAUUUUUGCUGCCUCCUCCUGCCCUCCCUCCCAGGCCAUCGACCUCACAGGUUCCUCACUUCAUUGCUGCCGCAGAGAAGACUCCCCAAAUUAAAGUACAGCAGGCAAACUUUGCAGACUUCAGUCGCUUCAGAGAAGAGGAGGAGAACAGUAUCAAACCUACGGAGCAGGGUCCACCUUACAGAUUUGAGGAUGUGACAAAACAGGACGUGACUGGACUUUCUCACAGUCGAGCGCCACAAAAGCCAGCCCGCAGGAAAUACCAUCCAGAAAUCCAGAGUCUGGACACCGUACCCCUGCCCGCCGUGCCAUUUCCUCCUCCCAGCAAAAAGCUUCUGUCCAGGCAGAAAAGGGCGAUCCAGAUGGCAAUCCGUAAGAACAAGGAAACUAACGCAGUGUUGACACGCCUCAACAGCGAGCUCCAACAGAAACUCAAGGUGGUUCACCAGGAGCGGGUCACCUUGGAGACCCAGCUGGAGCACCUGAGACCACUGGCCUCGACAUAACGGAGCCCGAAGCUCACUUAGUCACGUUGUGCAUCAGAGGAAUAACUGUACUUCAGUGUCUCCAUCCAACAUUUGUCUAACCCAACACAGAGGAAGGUGUUGGCUUGUUUGAUGCAUAUGGAACAAACAUACUAAGGGCUGAUGACAGAAGCAAAGCACACAAUUCUCAUUUAUCUUUGCUAUGAAGAGUUCAUGUCCUACAUUCGGCAGGAUGAAACAUUUGUAUGGAUGAGAUGCAUAUGUGAAGUGUCCUGAUAUUGAGUGUGAUAUUCUAACUUAUUGUCUCUCUUUUCAGUCACAUCAUUUACACUGUGUUGUACACCUGUUAAUUAUACAUUUUUAUGUUUUCUGUCUUUCACUGUGCAUGUCGCUGUGUAACCCACUCGGAAUUUCAGAUUUGAAAUGGUGCUAUGGACAUUUGAAAUACCAGCAUCUCAAAAACCACAAAAGAAAACAAAAAAAGUCAUUUGUGCGCAUAUUGUAUUUCAUGGUUGCAAAAGUUGCAUUACAGUCAGGUGCAUUAGUAUUUGGA
Thalassophryne amazonica is the source of this 2611-nucleotide messenger RNA. It is a transcript of the gene reps2, whose product is annotated as RALBP1 associated Eps domain containing 2. The transcript is spliced from 19 exons. Bases 121 to 2079 code for a protein of 652 amino acids. Gene Ontology annotation, molecular function: calcium ion binding; protein binding. Gene Ontology annotation, cellular component: plasma membrane; cytoplasm. NCBI's taxonomy places the organism in Eukaryota, Metazoa, Chordata, Actinopteri, Batrachoidiformes, Batrachoididae. The record is from RefSeq and is a predicted model, not a curated record. Gene Ontology annotation, biological process: endocytosis; endosomal transport.